UCGUGCGCAACUUCACGCACAAAAUUGGAAAAAUUCUCAAGUAUUUCAUAACCUAGGAAAUCCGAAUCGCGCAAGAUGUGGAUAAAUUUCAAUUAUGAUCGGAUUGUACCUUUUAGACAUUUACGUGGAGCAAUUGAUGCUGAACAAAGACGUUUACAUAGACACGAACGGGGCGAAGCUCGUUGUGAAAGUUGCGUUCAUUAAUUUCCCACCGACCGAGGUCAACGAGCGCGAACGUUCCUUGAAAAAUGAGACGAUUUACGUUUACGGAUUCAGAUGCGGCCAGUCCAUACACUUCUCCAUGCCCACCGAGGAGCUUGUCAACAAAAUGAAGAAGGCAUUGUUAAAGAUCGGCAUUUUUAAGGUGAACGACAGCUUCCCCAUUUGCCACAUCUUCACCCAUCUAAGCGGUUGCGCCUGCGACAUGGCCAAGUUGUCCAUCAAGGACCCAAUGCCGUACGUGUUCAGGGGCCCGUUCGAGCUGUUGGAUCCCGGGAACAACUUCGCGGGCCAACUGGACAUCGACAUCACGGUCAGAAACUUGGGAAGGGCGCUCGUGACGCCGUACGUGCUCGCCCCGAAAUGCUUCGUGUUCAAGAACGAGCCGGACGGGCCGGAGUUCAAGUGCCAGGCGUCGAGGAUGAGCGGUGGGAUGGACGGCGGUGGCUCGUCGUCGCCUAUAGGAUUGCAACCAUAA
Apis dorsata (giant honeybee) is the source of this 697-nucleotide messenger RNA. RefSeq lists its product as uncharacterized. NCBI's taxonomy places the organism in Eukaryota, Metazoa, Arthropoda, Insecta, Hymenoptera, Apidae. The record is from RefSeq and is a predicted model, not a curated record. Bases 95 to 697 code for a protein of 200 amino acids. The transcript has 4 exons.